This is a messenger RNA of Amphibalanus amphitrite, 1484 nucleotides long. RefSeq names its product chromatin modification-related protein MEAF6-like. Gene Ontology annotation, cellular component: NuA4 histone acetyltransferase complex. The coding region runs from base 273 to 743 and encodes 156 amino acids. The record is from RefSeq and is a predicted model, not a curated record. The transcript is spliced from 5 exons. NCBI's taxonomy places the organism in Eukaryota, Metazoa, Arthropoda, Thecostraca, Balanomorpha, Balanidae.
ACACAAACCUUUUAUGGCAUUUCAAUUUAUUGCAUUGACUUUUAUUUUGCAAAGUGUAUGUUAUUUUGAAUAAUUCCACAGUUCUUUAUACACCGUGAAUCAAGGCGAUCCCGUGAAUUCCACUUGACAGUUGACACAUCGAUAGCUCAAUGUUGCCGUGUGCUUUCUAUUUUUGAUUAUUUUUAUAAUUCAAUUUGUUGUCUUGUAUGGGCUGCCUGCUGGCAAGAACAAGAAGCCCUAAAUCCUAAUUGUUCAUUCAACUUGAAGCCAACAUGUCUUCAAGGGGCGGAUCGGAUCCACGAGCGGAGUUGGCGGAACUGGUGAAGAAAAGAGCCGACAUAUCGGAGACGCUGGCGAACUUGGAGCGUCAGAUUUACCUGUUCGAGGGCAGCUACCUGGAGGACACCCAGCAGUACGGCAACAUCAUCCGCGGCUGGGACCGCUACCUCUCCGUCAACAAGAACAGCACCAGCAAACAGGACAAGCGCAGCAGGAAGUUCAAGGACGCAGAGCGACUCUUCUCCAAGUCGUCAAUCACAUCGAUAGCGGCGGUGAACGGCAGCAUGGAGCACAAUCACCACUCCUACCGCGGCACCGACACCGACUCCCAGGGCGCCCACAGCGGCUCUGAGGAGGUGAACGGCUCCGUAGACGGCGUCAGCGACCUCAGCGAGCGGGACCUCUUCCGCGCCAAGAAGAACCGGCUCAAGAAGGUGUCGAAGAAGGUACCGCGACACCGCUGAGCUCGGCAUAUUCUGUGGAUGGGUGCUGUGGGGGCUCUGUGGUGGGUGAAGUGUAACCCGCGCAGAGGAGGGUGGGCGGUGGGUAACCACCAGUGCUGCUAACGCUGAGAGCGAGGAUGGAUACUGGCUUCAGUCAGCCGAGGAGGGUUGUGGGUGGACUGUGGGCACCACCAGUGCUGCCAUUGCUGAGAGCUGGGAUGGAGACUGGCUAGGAGGGAAGGUUGGAGGUGGGCGGUGGGUGUCCACCAGUGCUGCCAUUGCUGAAAGCGGCGAUACACGGAGACUGGCUGUAGUCGGCCAUGGGCGGUCGCAGGUGGGCAGUGGGCGCCCUCUAGCGCUACGCUAUGACUCGGAGCGGUAAUGGGCCAAGACUGGUUAAGACGCCACGGGCGACUUCCCACUCGUUAUGACCAACUGGACGAUACCCGGCAGCGUGUGGAGCACUAUCAUGAGACUGAUGUACCUGGUGCUGGUGAUUGACCAGCGCCGAGCGGACGUGCUUAUUCUCAAACAUUCAUCGCUGGCGUGGGUGUGUACUGCGUAUAGCCAGCGUAAAUCAUCAAUGUCGAGAACAGUCGUAUAUAGGGAAGUACGACGGCGCAGAGCCACUUGUACUGUUUCCUGGGUUCACGGAUAUGACCGAAUCGAUGGUGACCUGCUCAGCAUUUGUGCGUAGUGUUUCAACUGUGUAACCCCGUGUACCUGUGUACCAUAUAUGAAAUGCACCGAACGUCAUCCAUG